CGACAUUUUUUAAUUCUCUUCCACGACCUCCUACUCACCUGAGCUCAGCAGGCUCUACGGAACAAAAUGCACAUCGCAUCUUAUCUUUUCCUUCUUCUCUUAUCCACCCCAUUACUUAUCGCGGGUGCCAAUGAGUACUACAAUUUUACCCGGGACCAACGAUCCCUGAUCGGAUAUGUGUGGGAAGGUGGGAUCAUUCCCUACGAAUUCAAACCCGAUUUCCCAUCCCGGGAUAGAGCAAUGUUUGUCCAAACCGCGCGCUUCAUUGAGCAACGGACCUGCAUUCAAUUCCGCGAGAAAUUGGCGAGUGAUAGAUUUUGGUUAAUUUUGGUUCUCGGCGGGUGUUGCGGAACACACGGGGGACGACGGCCCGAAUUAGAGGGAAAAGGUCAAGAAGCCACGUUCAGCAGCGGUCUCCCCAUGCCGUUCUACCUACACGAACUUGGACACACCUUUGGCUUCCCGCACGAGCAGGACCGACCCGACUGGCCUGAGUAUGCCUGGUGGGACGACAAUAAGCAGGAUACGUGUAAAGGUGGAGAAGGGGGAAAGGCAAAAGUUGAACAAGCCGCGCUCGAUAUCCCCUUCGAUUACGUCAGCCUAAUGGCCGACUGGACAGAAUGUUGGUGGCCGAAACCCCCCACUCCAAAAAAUAUUCCGCUCGGUGGUGGUGGAAGUGAUGAUAGGACCUACAGUGUCUUGGAUAUAGAGCGCAUCAACGCGGUGCACGGUUGCGGGAAAUGUUAUGGAUAUCGCUUCCGGAAAAUUACACAACUUUCCUAUAACCAACGCCCUGUCCAGGCCGGAUAUGAACUUGACAAAAAAAUAUUUUACAUUUGCCGUGUCUACCAUGAGGGUCACCUCCUGAUUGGAAAAUCCCGCCCGGACGACGACAAAUGUUGGGUUGGUUGGGACAAUGGGGAGACCGAGUAUAAGGAAAGGUUCUCGGUUUUGACGAACCCGGGAAAUGAGGCGAAUUUUAGGUGGAUCCGGUCAACCGGAAGUAUUCCAAGUGGGGCGAUUAAAGGAGGGAGAACCAAGGACAGGGAAACAAUUUAUGUUGGAAGGUGUAAGAUAAAUGUGGACAAUAGGGAUACACUUAUUCCCGGCUUCUAUCUGGAAAGUAAACCUGGCGAAUUACGAGUUCCGUUUGGUGGUGGGGUACGGAGAUGUAAUGAUUUUGAGGCCUUGGUGUGCCAAUAAGUCAAGAAUUUUUGGCGAUAUGUGUAAAAUAGAUUGGAACAAUCUAAAAAUUUCUUAUUCGAUUAUAUCGAUAAAGAGACAAUUGAAAGAUGUAUUUUUGUGCAACCAAUUUUUUUAUUCAAUCAAUAACACAGCAUAAUACACUUAAACAUGGUGAAAACAAUUAAUUGUCAUUGACGAUAAUUGUCAAUUACAGCAUUUAAUCCAAUUGAAUAUUUGACAAUAAAAUAAAUCAUUCAUAAUUUGCGA
Folsomia candida is the source of this 1452-nucleotide messenger RNA. RefSeq lists its product as uncharacterized. The coding region runs from base 67 to 1203 and encodes 378 amino acids. The record is from RefSeq and is a predicted model, not a curated record. Gene Ontology annotation, biological process: proteolysis. Gene Ontology annotation, molecular function: metalloendopeptidase activity; zinc ion binding. NCBI's taxonomy places the organism in Eukaryota, Metazoa, Arthropoda, Collembola, Entomobryomorpha, Isotomidae. The transcript has 5 exons.